This is a messenger RNA of Centropristis striata (black sea bass), 4530 nucleotides long. It is a transcript of the gene ppfibp2b, whose product is annotated as PPFIA binding protein 2b. The record is from RefSeq and is a predicted model, not a curated record. Gene Ontology annotation, biological process: neuromuscular junction development. Lineage: Eukaryota; Metazoa; Chordata; Actinopteri; Perciformes; Serranidae. The coding region runs from base 194 to 3205 and encodes 1003 amino acids. The transcript has 27 exons. Gene Ontology annotation, cellular component: presynaptic active zone. Gene Ontology annotation, molecular function: protein binding.
UCAGUACAGGCGGGGGACAACUCCUCAGUUCACAGCACCUUGCAUAUGUAAGCGUGUUUUAUGUGUGUGUGAGGGGCAUGUGUGUAUGUUUGCCUUCUCACUUUAUCUUCAAGUGUGUCUCGCGAACAACAUUUUUGGAUUUGGAGGUAUUUAAAGGGGAAGCGCAUCUGAACAUCAGAACACCUGAAAUCAGAUGCUUCAAGCCAUCACCAUGGAAACGGACGCCAGUCACAUGCUGGAGGCAGCACUGGAACAGAUGGAUGACAUAAUCGCAGGUUCUAAAGCAGCAGCGGUGGAGUUUUCUAACAGCAUGUAUGACCUGGGCUCUCCCAUCAGCGCCGGUCCUCUGCAGGUGGUCCAGUUAGCCGAGGACCUCAAACUUGCCUUGGAGCUCCAAUCCAACCAGGAUGAGAGAGACAACCUCAGAGCACAGUUACCUACAGAUACAGCACAGAUCCUCAUAGACUGGUUACAGAGUGGAACUGUGGACCUGUGUUCUUCAGUCAACAAUGAAACAUACCAGGAUCGACUGCUCCGCCUAGAAGGAGACAAAGAAUCUCUGGUGCUACAGGUGAGCGUUCUGACUGACCAAGUGGAGGCCCAGGGAGAGAAGAUCCGGGACCUGGAAAGUUCUCUGGAGGAACACCGGCAGAAACUGGCCUCUACAGAGGAGAUGCUGCAACAGGAGCUGAUGAGUAGGACCUCUCUGGAGACUCAGAAGCUAGAUCUGAUGGACGAAGUGUCCUGCCUCAAACUGAAGCUGGUCAGCAUGGAAGAGACUCACACCGACACACACUCACAUGCUCCCGUGGUGGAGACAGAGCAGAACAAAGCCGAGUGUGUGGUAAAUCUCAUCAGUGAGCUUCAGGAGCAGAUGUGCAGGUUUCAGGAGGAGAUCAGCACUCGUAUCCAGGAGAAACGAGCACUGGAGGAGAUGGAGGCCCAGCAGGGGGAGCCCGUAGGCAGCCCAGCCCAGGGUCCCAGCCCUCAGGUUGGGUUAGCCAACUCAGACCUUAACCUCUCUGUCUCUGACGACCGGAUGCACAAUGGAGGACAGACUGUACACGAUUUGCUACAAGAAGUAAAUCAACUGAAGAGCAAAGUGGAGGAGCUGGAGGGAGAGAAGGGCCAGUAUGAGAGGAAACUAAGAGCCACCAAGGUAGAAAUAUCAGAGCUGCAGCAGCUCCUGGCCUCCAAAGACGCUGAGAUCGAAUGCCUGCAGACCCAGCUGCUGGCCAGAGGAGACUCAGCCGACGCCAACUCAGAGAGAGACCAAGAAUACCAGAGGCUGAAGGUGGGAAUGGAGACAUUGUUAGCUGCAAAUGAUGAAAAGGACCGACAUAUAGAGGAACUGACCAUUCUGCUCGGCCAGUACAGAAAGAUGAAGGAGGUCCUUGCACUCACACAUGGGAGUAGUGAAGAGGAGCUGAGCAGUUUAAGACUCAGAGCCAUCACACACAAAGCACAAUCUGAUAUCGUCAUGUCAGAGAUGUCAUCGAGAGGUUCUUCUCCACUGAUGCUAUCUUCAUCUCCGUACCAGAGAGAAUUGGACUCUAGUUUCCAGAACUCCAUGGACACCUCGCUCCUGUCUACUGGGGAUACUAGCUUUCUAAAUGGGUCAUGGCACCGGCGCAGGUUGCUGUCCAGCAGUCUCGAAGAGUUGCAGAGUGGAUCCUUAAAAAAGAUUCCACUCAUGGAACUAAGCAAGUACCAGACUCUGCCGGGGAAACUAAAAAGUAAAAAGAAGGAGCCGAGGGCCGAGCUGAACGGAGACAGAGACGGAGAGUAUUCAUCUCCCGUCCACGCUCACAACCAGGACUACACUUUUAGGCAUCCAGACAAGCUGGAGGAGGGCGUUCUAACGGACCAGUUCUCCCAGUACCCUGGAGUGGACUCUGGCCAGCAGUCCCCCGUCUCACCAGAGAACAGGAAGAGUCACAGAGGCAUUAAGAAACUGUGGGGGAAGAUCCGUCGCAGCCAGUCUGGCAGUCCGGCCCAGGUUCAUGACCCCGAGCUGGGAGAGUUCAGGAGGGGAGGCUUCAGAGCUACAGCUGGACCCAGACUGGCCCGUUCAGAGAACAAACGAGAUCUGAAGAUGCCUUUCUGUAAGUGGAGCUCGGAGCAGGUGUGUGACUGGCUUGAGGAAAUUGGACUCGGUCAGUACAGCAUCCUGGCCAGCCAAUGGGUGACCAGCGGGGAAACGCUGCUGUCAGCAACCUCGCACGACCUGGAGAAGGAGCUGGCGAUCAAACAUCCGCUCCACAGGAAGAAGCUCCAGUUAGCCGUCAAGAUGUUCAGCAGCAAGCAGCCGGAGAAAUCUGCAGAGCUCGAUUACAUCUGGGUCACUCGUUGGCUUGAUGACAUCGGACUCCCUCAGUACAAAGACCAGUUUAAUGAAGGAAGAGUUGAUGGGCACAUGCUGCAGUACCUCACUGUGAACGACUUGUUGUACCUUAAAGUGACCAGCCAGCUGCACCACCUCAGCAUCAAGUGUGCCAUUCAUGUUCUCCACGUCAACAAGUUCAGCUCCACCUGCCUCAAACGCAGACCUAGCAACGAGAACCAGAUCACUCCCAGUGACGUUGUCCAGUGGUCCAACCACAGAGUCAUGGAGUGGCUGAGAUCUGUGGAUCUGGCAGAGUACGCACCAAACCUGCGGGGCAGCGGUGUGCACGGAGGACUGGUAAUGCUGGAACCUCGAUUUAACUCGGACACGCUGGCCAUGCUGCUGAACAUUCCUCCUCAGAAAACACUGCUGAGACGCCACCUAACCACCAACUUCAACAGCCUGGUGGGAGCUCAGGCUGAGCAGGAGAAGAGGGAGUACACCGAGCCUGCAGGGUACACUCCGCUCAGCAUCACAGCUAAAGUCAAGCCGAAGAAGUUGGGCUUCUCUAACUUGGCUCACCUCAGGAGGAGGCGGCGAGACGAAUCCACAGACUACGUCUUUUCAGUCAAGUCGUCCUCUCCUCCGUCAGGACAGGCUGCAGUAAACGGGGUGCAGGUGCCGCCCUUCGCUGGCUUCAGAGGCCUGAGCCCGAUCCUGGACAGAGAGCCCGACCGCUCCAGGAACCAGAUGGUGAUCACAGAGGGUACCAUUUUUCAAAUAGAAGCGCUGUCUGAAAGCAUCAACAACCUCACAUACCUCCUCAGCCAGGACGAGCUGCAGAAGGAGCUGAAGCAGUCUCAGACGGCCCUUGUCUGAAGGACAAUCACCUGACAAUCAACACACUGUCAAUCAACCACAAAGACUUGUAGGAAUUAAUCUGAUGCCUGUACUGAACGCCAAGAACCUGGAGGUUAUGCAUAAAACCAAAGUUCCCUGAAGGAGGGAAAUAAGGUUCAACAUAUUAGUGUGGGGAUUGCGUCCUCGCAACACCAACCUGAAGAAACCUUUUUUCUGUCAUUUCUUGCCAUAUUAUGCUCUAAUAUGUAUCAACAGACUAUAAUUGACACAUUUGAAGCAUUUUUAGGCAUUUUAAAAUUUGACCUUUUUUUUUUUAAAUAUAUUUUUUGUCCAUUUUAAUGCUUUAUUGAGGGUGGAUGGAGGGAGACAGAGAGGAGGACAUGCGGGAAGAGGUUCUGAGUCAGAUCUGGACCUGGGCCGCCCACUCUUUAGGACAAAGCCACUAUGGUAUGUGCUCUACCAGGUGUGCCACCGGGACGCCCCGAAAUUUGACCAUUUUUUGACAAAAAUCGACAUACGUAUGACUUUUUGUUCAGUUUUUGGACAUCCCAUAAUAUGGUGUUUUUUUCCACUAUUUUUGGACAAGCUAUACUACCACAUGUAUCAACAGACUAUAAUUGACCAAUUUUAAGCAUUUUUGGGCAUUUUAAAAUUUGACUAUUUUUGACAAAAAUCAACAUGCGAUAGUAUGACUUAUUUUUGAGCGGGUAAUUUUUGGACAUCCCAUAAUAUGGUGUUUUUUCACAAAUUUUGGACAAACUAUACUACCGCAUGUAUCAACAGACUAUAAUUGACCAAUUUUAGACAUUUCAAGGGCAGUUUAAAAUUUGACCCUUAUUGACAAAAAUUGACAUGUAUGACAUAUAGUAUGACUUUUUUGAGGGGUAAUUUUUUUUUUACAUCCCAUAAUAUGGUGUUUUUCUGUCAUUUCUGGCCGUAUUAUCCUCUUAUGUAUAUGCAUAACCUCCAGUUCCCUUCCAGUCGGUACACUCGGUAGAACACAUGGAGACAGAGCAUAACGCCUUAAGACGCCCCUUUGCAGCUGGACUGAGGGGACCCAGACCUGGCACAGCAGCUACAGUAAAGCAGAUACUUUAAUGGCCCGCGGAGAGCACAGACUGAGUGAUAUGGUGGUACCAUCUGCGAGGGAGACGUUGAAGUUUUCUUUCAUGCCCAUGUAUUUAGUCGGAGGGAGGACUUCAUCCAUCUGGUCGCCCCAGGACUGACUUGAUCUGUCCUCAUCGUCUAGGCCUCCAAGCUCCACCGCCUUGGUGGGCUUACCGGCUUCGGACAACAGGGUUCAUCGCAAGCGGCAAAGCCUCCCAACAUUCUGGAAAGGAAAG